AUUCUGUGAUAGCGUAAGGGAGCUACUUGAAUGUGUGAUCCACAUCAUUGGUGUGGCUGCCUUGGUGUACUUAGAGCUCAGCAUUUCUGUGUGUAUGGAAAUAAAAGCUCUGUUACCUAUUGUGAUCUACAGCUUGCAGAUGUUAACUGCCCAGGUUCUGAUCUAGUGACUUCCAGCUAAUUUAGAGCUGGUUGACUCAUUCAUAAGGUUUAGAAUGUGUUGGGCAGAAGGAUUCAUGCCACCAUAGGUGAAUCUGGGUGACUGGUCUUGGUGACUGAGAUUACUUAGUGAAGGUGGAUAAGGUCAACCCCAGGAAUACCACAGCUGUAGAGGUCUUCUGUGAGGCAUAAUAAAGAAAAAUUAAAGAGUAGUAGAGAAUUCUAGAGAGGUUUUAAGAGGGUUAGGGUAAGAUUUCGAGAUGAAGAGGAAGUUUAGCUAUAUUGGGGGGGGGGGGGGAAGGAAUAUUUUAAAGCAACUUCAGAAAUUAUAAGACUUUUAUCAAAGGUGCUUUUGCUUGAAUGAGAAUGUAAAGAGAUUCUUGAGAUGAAUUUGAAGAAUACUGCACAAUGACUGUAAGAGUUAUCUGAAGCUUGCCGAAAGUAAGGAAUAUUAGGAAGUUGACUUCUUAAUUUUGCAGCUAGGUUCAUCUGGGUGAUAGGUUUAGUGCUGGAUACUCAGCAUUUAGUUAAACUUACUUUUGUUCAUCUGUGUGGUAGUUUUGUUUGGGUAGUAGAAAGACACUUGUGUAAGGCUAGGACUUAUGAUUAAUGGAGUGGAUGUUUUAAUAGAGUUCUUUGCUUUAUGCGUGCUUGGACUUUUUAGGCAGAUGUGUAAUUAAAAGUAACUGUUUAAGUGUAUGAUUUCCUUCAUUUGGUAAGUUCCUAAGCAAAACCAAACACCAUUCGGUGGUCAUGUAUUGGGUGUAGGAGGCUAAGUCUAGAAUUCCUGCAAGGAUUUUGAGGCAAUAAUCGAGUAUAAGGGAACUUCAGGUGUCUAAAAGAGCUUGUUCAAGUGUCUGAAGGCUGUAGUGAAUGUAUUAGCUGUAAAAGCUGAAAUUGCAUUUCAGGCCGUGAUUACCGAGCAAUGUGGCAUACAGGAGAUGAGCUGGUUAAAUACAAUAGAUUUUUGAAGUGUAAAAGUGAGUCUAAGGAGGUUUGGUUCUUUGCUUAGUAACUCAGCUGGUUAAAUAUCUUUUGCUGACAGAGGACUAUUCCAUGUUCAGUUCUUGACCUACUCUGGCAAUGCUUCUUUAUUUCAGUUCAAGGGUGUCUGACCGCAGUGAAGCUGAGCAGUCAAAGAGUGGAAGACACUGGAUUACUUUCAGCUUAGGUGUUGGAGUAGGUUACAAGGUCCUGAAACUGCUUAAAAUAAAACUUGUGUUUCUGGAAACUUUUUUUUAUCUGUAUAAGAUAUUCACACUGUUGUAACAAACUCUGUGCUUGAAACUAAUCAAUCUGUACUGAGUUUUGCGUUAAUAUCAAGUUAGAUUGUUUAGUCUAUCCAACCUGAUAGUGCUUUUACACAUAUCUUUGCAUAACUGCAACUUGAGAGAGAUGAAGUACUGGACUUGGCAGCCAUUUUUCCUGCUUACCAGGGGAAGAGGAGUGUGGAUUUUGAAAGCUAAUGUGACUUUCUAUUUUGGAAAGAUCAUGAAGGUCAUGUUUUAGUAUGUUGCUAACCAGCUUGCUUUAAAAAAAAUUACAAAUCUAGUGAGAAUGACUGAUUUUUUUAGAUGAUACAGUGAUUCUGUGUGUUUUUUCCAGCAAUAUUAGAAUAGUCCAAACCCAAAUGGUUUCCUUCUUUCAGUCUCCUAUUAAAUCUGUUUAUGAUGAUUCAGCUUUUCUGCCUCUUUUGAGUUAUUAAUAUAAUUUUUGCCAGCAAAGCUGCAGCCUGGGUACCUUAUUUAAGACUUUGUCUUCAUUAGGCCUGUUGCAUCUUUCCUGUAGUGUCUGAAAUAGUCAGAGCAUCUGACAGGCACUUGUACUGGAUCUAGCUGCAUUCUCUUUGUGUGGUGUUUCUUCUGCAAAGUAGAUGACUUACUGUAACCAAAAAAAUGUCUUAAUGCUUAUGCAGUAGUCACUAGACACUGAUCUGCAGAAAUGCUGCUUUCUUGUUGACAGGCUGAAGACCAUACUAGUAGGGAUCUUAUCCAGCCGUUUUUCAUCACCAGUGAGGAAAGGAAGGGGAAUAUGUAAAAUGAACAGAGUUCGUGUGGGUAUUCAUUGAACUGUCCCCGUUUCAAAAUGCCUGUGAAGGCUAACCAGUAUGUUUGCAGGUGGAUGUGUUUAAAGAUUCAGUGUGCUUCCUGGUUUUUCUUCUUUGGACAAGUCAUUUCCAGAAAAAAUGAAAGAGGAAAUGUCUGUCAAUAAAGAUAAGCUGUCUUGUGCUUAGGACAGCAUUCUCUUUAGGGGAGGAUGCACUGUAAGAGUGUACUUUAUGAGUGGAGAGUCUAUGUACUGUAAGAGUAGAGAGACGUUACUUCUUGACGCAACAUUUCUGUUUCGGACUGUAGGUUUUAAUUCAGUGCUGAAGUGGAAGAUGGAGGUCAUAGUUAUAAAAACAUCUGUCUUCAAGCCUUAAAAAAAUGAUGUGCCUCCUGCAAAACUUAUUAAAAGCUUGAAUUGGAAAAUAAUUCUUCCUUGAGAGCAUUUUUUCAAAGCUUAACGUUAUUCUGUUGGCUUUUGGUGGCUGGUUAUUAUUCAACUCAUUUUACUGGUGAGGCUUCAGAUAAAAACUUUAUAUACAGUUAUUCUGAAGAUUAACUACAUGAAGUGUACAACUUGUACUCUAUCACUUUGAAAACAGUAAAGUGCUGCAAUUCUUCAGGACACAGUUGUUCCAGAAUAACUUUUAUGUAUGCCAGAAAAUAGGAGUGCCUCAGAGAUGGAGUGUUAGUAUUAAUCUAGUUGUAAUAGAUUGUGUUGUAACUAACUUAACAAGGGCCAGAGUUCUUCAAAGUUUAAAAGGGAGUGUUGAUUGAAUGUAAUAAAAUGUACAUCUGUCAUCUAAUAGGCCUAUCUUUUUGUGUCCUGGAGUAAAGUAAAAGCAGAGUAGAUUUCCUCACUUGCCUGUCUUUUUGUGGGGAAGAUGUUAUUUUUCUCUUCCCUGUUGAAUGAAAAGACAUUUGUGGCUUUCUUCUAGUUAUUAUGGGCACACUGCUAUCCAGUGUAAGUCACAGGAUGAGUGCAUAGCCAGUCUCCCACUCUUUAGCAAGUUCAAACCCAGGUUGCUCAAGGUAACUUGUUAACAUCUAGCUCUAGGUCAAGCAAAACAUGAGCUGGUGCCUAAAGAUGCUACUUGAAUGUAACAAAUAAGAUCAAAAAGGCAUCCUAUCAUACCACUAAUAUAAAAACGCUUCUUUGCUGUAAAGAUUUGUAUCAUGUAAGUUUAAGUGAUGGCUGUUCCUCUAUGCUUGUAUGAGUACUUUAAAACCCAUAAAGACUUUUUGUAUUACUCUUUUUCUUCUCAAGUGAAUUCAGGAUAUGUUUAGGUUGGAGACUGGUGACUGAUAACAUUGAAGCUUAAGGUGAGCACCAGAGGAUGAAGAAGGUCUAGGGAGCACAGGGAGUGUUUCUCAGAGUUGAAUCCAUAGAAUCACAAAGGUUGGAAAAGACCUCCAAGAUCAUUAAGUCCAACCAUCAUCCCACACCCACCAUGCUCACAAACCACGUCCCUCAGUGCCACAACCACAGACUGCUCUCCCACUGGGAAUGCUGCGUGAGUUGGUGCCCUUGGCCACUACAUGUGAGCAAAGAAAGAGCCAACCAAGAUGAGAUAGCACCUACAUCAAUGAGGAGAAGAAUGCAAUUACUUGCUGAAAAAUCCUGUUGCAAGAAACUAUACUCAGAAGUUAGCUUUUCUUCUGUAAGUAUCUUGAUGUUUCUCAGUAAAUUUGGAACUUUGAAAGGUUAGAUUCCAUAUAUGGCUUGUUAAGUGUUUGAUGGCACUAACUCUUUAGGCAGUGAUGUUUUCAAGCAAAAGUUGAUGCUGAACUAAAUCCUGGCAUAGCUGACUUCUGAGCUUAAGGUAGUGGAAGCUUCAGGCAAAGAAGGAAAGAAUUUUAACAAAUCAUAAGAGCAGGAGCAUGUCGCAUUGAAGAAGGUGUGGCAGUUCACAGGAGGCUUUUGGGAUUGCAUCAAAGCAGGUAACUGUCAAGGUUAUUUCUUGAAGUGUACGAGCAGAUAAGAUAAGAUCCUUACAUGCAAAUAGUAAUGUGAUAAAAGAAAGUGCCAUAAUUUGAAGGCAAAUGUGACUUCAUAUGCAACAGCAAUUCAUAUGUAUUACCAAACUAUAAGUAGUUAACUCAUCAGACAGAUGGUAUAUAAGAAAUGACACAGCUGAAUUCAUUCAAAUAAACGUGAGUUUCCUGUUAGAUCUUUUCAUGUUAAGUAAACCAAAGUGGAUAUAUCCACUGGUUAAAUUUUAUUAGGGGAAAAAAAAAUCAAACCUAGAUACAAAUAUAAGUGUAAAGUUUGCUUAACAUGUGAAAUACAGUAUAGGUUAUUGCAUGAAAAAUAGUUAGUUUGAAAAACUGUAUUUGUAGAUCAGUUUCUUGAUAUCUGCUAAGGUCUGAACUCUUAUACACAAGAAAUUGAAUGUAUACAUAUUUAUUGAAACUUAAGAUUUACUUAAGUUGAAUAGAACAAUCUUAGCUAAUGCAAAAGACUCCAGAAAGUCAACCACAGACAUCUGGAAUGUGUGUAACAUCCAAAAGGAGCUGUUGUACACAAGUUUUCUGGGCUGAUAGUAGAAGCCAAAAAGUGUUCUUCAGUGGUUAUCUGAUGUAUUUGCUUUGAAGCAUGCAAGAAGUCCUCAAUGCAAUAUGUAAGGUCUUGUCCAGAAGCUGAGCUUAUUUUGCUUGAGAAAAUUAACAGCAGACUGCUGAUCUCGUUAUUAAAUGGGAUUUUUGAAGACAGUGAAGCAGACUUCCUGGCUUUGCAAGCUUUCAAGAAAUAUUUCUUAUGUGAUUGAUCUCUAGUGUUUGGAAAGUGUUGAGGUGCCCGCUCCCUGACCACCUGGAAGUAGUCACGUGCAUGCAUGUUUGUGGGAGAGCUGUCACUUCAAAGAUAGAAACUGACAGCAGUGGAAGUUGUAGGUGGAAUAGAAAUAGCUUUUUGUAUAGUACUCCCUUGCAUGAGAGUCAUCUGGCCAGGAGGAUCAGAAGUAUAGGUGUAGUAUCUUGACUUUCCUCAGACUGGCUAUAGUGUUUCAUCUUUAAUUCACUUAAUUCACCAAAUUACUUAAGCUUUCUAGGAGAGAACACUGGGGAAGCACCAAUUUCCUUGUUCCUUGGGGCUUUAUUAUUGAAAUAAGUAGUCAAGGUUGGCAUUAUGUAAGAAGAGUUAACGUUGUUUGUUUUUUAAACCGUUCUGAUUAAAAACAAAAGCAAACCAAACAAAACUGAGCCACCACUCUGCUCUGGUCCCGUCAAGUCUUCCAUGCCUUAAAUUUUGCCUGCACUUGCAGCUUUCUGUAGAUUUAAACUGUAAAUAUGAGCCAAGGUUCAUGUUGCUGUAGCAGAUACUUGGCAAACAGAAUGGCAGCUGUAGUAGAUGUGUGUGCAGCUGCAGGGGUUUAUGUGAAAACACAGGCUGCAGAACUGGAAUGUGUCUAAGUUUAUUAAAACGGGCCUCUUACUGGCCUUCAGAUGUUAUUGCACUCAGGCUUGGUUUGCUGCAGGGAAGGCUCCCUGCGAGGGAAGACAUGUAAGAGUGACAAACAUAACAGAUAUUCCCUGCCUGCAGCAUGUCAUUCUCCAGAGAAAUGAUGCUUUCAUAAAGCAGUUCUUGAAGGGAUUCCUUGGGCUAUGUUCCCUUUCCUAAUUUCCAGGGGCCUAACUGUAAUUUACUGCUGGCUUCAGAAGCUUUCUUACCUCGUGCUGGGGUGAUGGGACUGUGUAGCCUCUGCAGCGACUGCUGCAGCACAGAGGGAGGGGACCUCCUGGUGUUGCCUAAGGGGAUGGUGCUGAGUUAGUAGCCAGAAGUCCAGCUCAAGUGGGCUUUGAGGAAUUACUGUAUAGACAAUGUCCUUAACACCAUAAUGCUACGUGAACCUUAUUGCGUGCCUGCUCCAAGUCUUGGAAGAACUUCACAGCCCGUAAGACUUGUCUGCACUGCUUCAUUAGACAAACAGUGGUGGUUCAGCCAAUGUGCUAGCUAUUGAAACUGCCACUUACAUGUCAUUUCCAAGAUCGUGCUGUUCUUGGGUGGCAGAACAGGAGUGUCUGUUUAUUUUGUGUGUGUGAUGUUUGCAGGCUAAGCACCAGCUGAUGAUUGAAUUGAAAGCACUGGUGGUUAUUGUGAGAACACUGCCGUGAGCAUUUUGGCCCCGCUCUGGCUGAGUCCCAUUGGUUCACUUGGUUGAAUGGCACAGGCUUAGGGCUGCUUCUCAGAAAAGAAUACAGGAAAUGGCCGUUGGCCAUUUAGCGAAGUGGCCUGUUUGCUUCGGUUUGUGUGAUGUGCUAUGUUUCAAGUGGUUUUCUAGAAGUGAGGGGCAAGUUCUGUCAAGGUCAUUGCGCUUGGAUAUAUGUCCCUGCAAUGAUGCAAGUCGUUAAUGCUACUGAGCUAAAAUUCAUUCAUCAAUUUGGUUUCUGUAUUUCUUUGGACAUGGUCUUGUAACUAUUGGAAGUGAAAAAACUGUGUGCUUCUGAUUUUGUAACAUCAAUGUGGUUUAGACCCUGGGAAUAAAAGGCUGUGACUGCUGGAGAUCUUUUUCUUUUAAAAGAAAAAUCUGUUUUUAACUGGCAGUUCUUUGUAUUGCAUGCAGCGAUUUGGUAUAUAAUCGUACCAUUCAUUUUAAGCUACUGGAAAAUAGCAUGCAUGCUUAAUGUCCGUGGGGACUGAACUUCUGGAUGUUCAACUCCAAUACCUGCAGAAGGGCCUGUGCUGCUGCUUGGGUUUUCUAGGGGGAGGGCAGCAGUUGGCAGCCUGUCACUGAGCCGUGGGAUGUGGAGUGCAGGCGGUGUCUGGGUGCUGGGAGGUCGGCCCGUCCUCUCGCGGGCUGCCCUGCCAUUCUAAAUACCUUCAGUGGGGGCUUCAGCGUGCUUAUUUUACAUAUAUGUUAUCUAUCUCGUGCUGUGAUCUGCACAGCUUCCCGUAGCCAGCUCUUCAGAAAAGCGAAGAGAAUUUAUGCAAGAGUUUUUGCAGUGAAAACAAAAAUGAGUAAUUCUUAUUGCAUCAAGUCAAACUAAGUGUUUCAGUGCAGAGCAUUGUAAGGAACGGUUUGAAUUCGCUUAACCUUAGCACACUGUUUUCACAACACUUGCUCCUAUUGUCAGUGUUUCCAUGGUAACUUGCUUUCUUUCAGGUUUUUCCCUUCAGGCAAUAUCAUUACUUAUUUUACAUGCAUAUGGUGUGUACGUGUAUACAUGUCAUAUCAAAAAAAUGUAAGGCAAAGCUUGCUUCUAACACUUUUACUUUUAUCAUUUCAUUUCAGUACUGAUUUUCUGGCUUUAAAGUUAGGAGGCAAGGAACUGAUCACCUGCUAAUAUUAAAUGCGCAAGAAAUUCUGAAGUGGAAUGGAUGGGGAUAUAAUGACUCCAAAUUCAUAUUCAAUAAGAAGGGUCAAGCAGAAUUCACAGGAAAGAGGUACAGAUUAGGUGGUAUGGUAUUACCAACUUUUAAAGAAUGGAUAGAAAGAACCUUUGGAGCAAGUCUGGAGCACAAAACUACCUCUAGAGCAUCUUUAAAUGUUAAUGAUGUACCUCCAUCUAUUGUAAAUGAAGAAUUUCUUCAGGAUCUCAGAGCCACUAAAAUUUCAUAUUCACAGGAUGCAGAAGAUAGGGUAUUCAGAGCUCAUGGUCACUGCCUACAUGAGAUAUUUGUACUCAGGGAAGGAAUGUUUAAGCGAAUUCCUGAUAUAGUUGUAUGGCCUGUUUGCCAUGAAGAUGUAGUUAAAAUUGUGGAAUUAGCCUGCAAACAUAAUCUCUGCAUAAUACCGUUUGGUGGGGGAACGAGUGUCUCUAGUGCCCUUGAAUGCCCUGAAGAAGAAAAAAGAACAAUUGUCUCUCUGGAUACAUCACAAAUGAAUCGGAUUCUCUGGAUAGAUGAGAAGAACUUAACAGCAUGUGUGGAAGCUGGCAUUAUUGGACAAGAUUUGGAAAAACAGCUUUCUGAAAGUGGCUUCUGUACAGGCCACGAACCGGACUCCAUGGAGUUCAGCUCACUAGGAGGAUGGGUAGCAACACGAGCAUCAGGCAUGAAGAAAAACAUCUAUGGAAACAUUGAAGAUCUGGUGAUUCAUAUAAAAAUGGUAACUCCGAGAGGAAUAGUUGAAAAAAACUGUCAAGUACCUCGCAUGUCAACAGGACCUGAUAUCCAUCACUUUAUUAUGGGAUCUGAAGGAAUUCUGGGAGUGGUUACUGAAGUUACGAUAAAGAUUCGUCCGCUUCCUGAAUACCAGAAAUACGGCUCCGUGGUCUUCCCCAACUUUGAACGAGGGGUGGCCUGCCUAAGGGAAGUGGCAAAGCAGAGAUGUGCUCCUGCAUCAAUUCGCCUUGUCGACAACGCACAGUUUCAAUUUGGUCAUGCUCUUAAACCACAAGUUGCUUCCAUUUUUACAUCAUUUUUGGAUGGACUGAAAAAAUUCUACAUCACAAAGUUCAAAGGAUUUGAUCCCAACGUACUAUGUGUAGCUACCUUGCUCUUUGAGGGUGACAGAGAGAAGGUUCUUCAGCACGAAAAACAAGUCUAUGACAUUGCCACCAAGUUUGGUGGCUUGGCAGCUGGAGAAGAUAAUGGACAGAGAGGAUAUAUGCUGACGUUUGUCAUUGCUUACCUUCGGGAUCUGGGCCUGGAUUACUAUGUAAUAGGAGAGUCGUUUGAGACAUCUGUUCCUUGGGAUAGGGUUUUAGACCUCUGCAGGAAUGUGAAGGAAAGGAUAGUAAGAGAAUGCAAAGAAAAAGGUGUUCAAUUUGCUCCCUUUUCCACCUGCAGGGUUACACAGACUUACGAUGCAGGUGCAUGUGUCUAUUUCUACUUUGCCUUUAACUACAGAGGGAUUAGUGAUCCUAUUCAUGUCUAUGAAGAAAUUGAGAGGGCUGCUAGAGAAGAAAUACUUGCCAAUGGAGGAAGUCUGUCACAUCACCAUGGAGUAGGGAAAUUGCGGAAGCGCUGGAUGAAGGAGAGUAUCUCUGAUGUUGGCCUGGGAAUGCUGAGAUCUGUUAAAGAAUAUGUGGACCCCAAUAACAUCUUUGGAAACAAAAAUCUUUUAUAAAGCCCUGCACAACACGGUGUACUGAAACUUCUUCAAAAUUACUGUUGAAAUUCCUCCAUUUUCAUUGUACUGAUAUCCCAGUAAUCAAAUAUAACAUAGCCUAAACUUGAAAACUAGUAUCUUACAUUGAUUUUUGCCAUCCCCUGCUCCCCAAUAAAGUUUAAACAUUGCUGUUAACGUUUAUGGAUUUUUACUUAUAAUGCUCUUAAACAACCCACUGGGCAAAAAGUACAUUACCAGCCAGGAAAUGCUAAUUUGAUUUUCCAAGUUUGGCUAGGCAGCACAGCUGACAAUAUUUUCAAUGCUGGAUACAGCCAGCUGUUUCUUACUAAAGCAUCCCCCUGCAAGGAGAACAAAGACUGACAACAGUGUUUUCUACAGAAGCAGCUGCUCAACCCAGCCUCUUGCUAAAGGAAAGCAGCUAGGAGACAGAUGAGAUUACACCAAGGAGUACUUCUCUGUGCUGAAGCAUUAGGUAUGUAACAGAUUUGUAACCAGCGAAUACUUAAAGCACAAAUGUAGGCUUUGAUCAAAAAAGACGAUGCAAGGUCAAACUGUUUCUAAAAACUCAGUCUCCCACCUUAAUAACUAUUGUAAAAUUGUAAACAAUUGAGCUGUUCUGAGUUGUAUUUGCAUUGCUGGGAUUAUCUUAAAUUAAUCGUAGGUCAGUCACUGUAAGUUUUGUACAAUGGACACUUCUCACUGUAUGUUAAUAACAGGUUUGUAACAAAACUUUGCCUUCAUCUGUACUGCAGUCCUAGUGUGUAUGGUUUUGCUCCUGUUUUUGUUUAUUUUGCAGAAAUGCAAAAUAUCUUUUUCAGUAAAAGAAAAAAAAAAUUUUGGCUACUCAAGUGAAACUGCCCAGCACUGUCUUUUGAAACAGUCUCAAUGGUUUAAUAAAACUGAAGUGGACAUACUAUCAUUCUGAAAGUGAGGUUUCCCUUUUUAGUUUUGUACAGUUUCCUAUGGCCUUUAUGAAUCAUUUAUCUACUUCACCAGUAGCUGCAACUUUAAUUAUCCAUUUAACUUUAAGAAAAUGAAAUAUUUUCUUGAUCACUAUGGUACGCAAGUAAGCAUUUUUACAUUGAAACUUGAAUCUUGAUCAGUAAAAACAAACUAAAAGUAUUUGUCAGUACUCAUGAUACAAUUGUAAGGUGGGUUAUUUUCUUAAAGCAUGUUAUUAACCUUUUUGAUAAUUAAUGUAUAUGAUUGCAUAAGAUUUAAAGAACAAACAAACAUGGGCUGUCCUUUGAGGACACAGUCUCUCUAGCCAACUGCUUCACAACGCUGUAGUGUCAGUUUGGACACUACGCCUUUUUUUAUUAGCAUUGCCCUUAAUGAGAUGGGGAAAAUAAAAAGUAUUUCUUGUUUUUAAACUAUUUUAGAAUACUGUUUAAUUAGCUCUUAGUUUUGGUGGUACACCAAAAAGAAUAGAAGAUGCUCAAAAAACUGCGUAUCAGACAAAACCUUGAACUUGUUUAAAAAUUAAUUUCAAUUCUGUAGCUAAAAUAAUGAAAACCCAAAGAAUAAUCAAAAAAUCACUUCAAAAUGCAUGCUGUCAAGGUACUAAGGGAGAACUUUUCAUGAUCUGCAGGGCAUAAAGUAGGUGGUUAAGGCAAUAUUUGUAAUGCAGCUAGAUUUAUUUCUGGUGGUCUAUUUCAGAACAGUUUGAUACGGUCUAGUCUUCUCUGGUUUUUUUCUUGGCCCAGAGUUUGUGUUUCAGCAGCAACCAAAAUAAUAGGUAGAGUCUGUUUUAGGGAACUGACUUUUCACACCAUGGUUAAGUAUUCCUUCAUUUAUAUGUACUCAGUAGUGUCUCAGCAGAGUGAAUCUGUUCAUGUUUAUGCAGGGGAAUUCCUCAUCUCGCAUACUGUACAAUGGUGGUUACUUGACCACCGCUGGAAUCUUGCCAGUGACUACUAUCACUAACAUGGACCCCUUUCUAUGAGUUGUUAAGUAUGAAGGGUGUUUUCUUAUGUCCCUCAAUGAAGUUAUUUGUCUAGCUGUGAAUGAAGCUAGUUUUGAAGGAAGGUGUAUGAAGCCUUUUUGUAAAAUGGUGUCAUAAACAUAACUAGAACAAGUUGUCAUGGUUCAAUAAUACCUGUCUUGAGAUUUUGACUUGAAGUACUACUCAGCCCAGACUCUUUAACUUUCUGGCUGUGGCUUUGCCAUUCCUUGCUUUGUUGAAGUUACACAGGUAAAACUUAUGUAUGCUUUCUCUUUCUAACCUUUAAGUAGCCACUGGCUGCUGAAGUUAUUUAAAAUGCAGUAAAAAUUACACAUCAGUUGUCCUGUGGGAAGGUGAGAUAACAUGUUAUAGGAGUCCCAAAGUUAUAUCGUUGCAUAACACGGAGAAGAAGAUAAACUACAAUUGUAAUGGAUGUUUUUGCUAAUGACCACCUGAUCGCUGUCUUCCUAAAUAUUUUUUCUAUCUUAGAAACUGACUUAAGCUCAGUGAAAUUACAGUUAAAAUACAUAUAGUACUGAUAUCUUUAAUUAUUUCGCAUUUAAAUCCCUAAUGAAAAUAGUGAAGCAUCAUACAAGUUCAGGAACCCAUCUACAAGAAAUUUUCCCUUUUAGUACUACGUCUUCCACUACUCCUUUCCUUCUGCAUUCUGUACUUUCUUGAUAAAGACUUGGUUUCCACUAGCUGCAGUGUGUUUGGAGAUGAAGCUUGAUCCACGCAGAUCAAAAGCGCAUCUUGGUAUAACACAUAACUUUUUCAUUUGGUUAACUAUUGGCUAUAUGUAAGUUACAGUUUUAAUUAAGAUUGUCAUGACAUCUUGUUACACGGAUUUGGUUCUCUUGGAAGAAAGAAAGGUGCUGAGUGAGUAUGGCUUGACUACUAGAUCUAUUUACAUUGGGUUAGAGCUUCCUGAAAGUUUUGAAGAAUGUCAUAAAAGAAAAAAGGAAAAUCUGUUAGAAAUUGGCACAGGCUCUACGUCAUAGUCAAACAAAAAAUGUCUCUUCUUGACUUUACUCACAAUGCGGUGGUUACAUUGGAGAUGUCAUCUUUGCCUUACAGCUGUGAGCAGAAGUCAGGCCAAAUAGUUCUUCCAUACCAAUGUCAAUUAACGUGAACCACUUUCAAAGGCAGGGAUAUGUUAGCACUGAAGUCCAGAAAACGUAAGUCACUUCUCAAAUCUUGGAAAUGUAUGUUUAUCAAAGUUGUAAUUCAACUUUUGCAAAUAAAGCCAAACAGUGUUUGUCAUUUUAGUGUGAGAUUAACUGUAAAACUUUCAGUUGUAAUGUUAAGAGAUAAUAGAACCUUAUAUUAUUAAUAAAAGCAAAAUGGGCCUAAA
Molecule: messenger RNA, 12515 nt
Organism: Gallus gallus (chicken)
Lineage: Eukaryota; Metazoa; Chordata; Aves; Galliformes; Phasianidae
Gene: AGPS
Product: alkylglycerone phosphate synthase
Exons: 20
Coding region: 7603-9213 (536 amino acids)
Biological process (GO): lipid biosynthetic process
Molecular function (GO): alkylglycerone-phosphate synthase activity; FAD binding
Source: RefSeq, a predicted model, not a curated record